GGGGCGACCGGGCCGGGGCCGCUGCACGCCGAGGGCGGAGGCCGAACCGCGCCCCCGUCGCGUCCCGGUGGCUCACCGCGCCCACCCUGCUUCGCGCCGAGGGCUGGAGGAUGAGUUCCCCGGGGUCCGGAUUUAUGAAAAUAUGCAUCAGUUUAAUACUGUCUUGGAAUUCAUGAGAUGGAAGCAUAGGUCAAAGCUGUUUGGAGAAAAUUGGAAGUCCAGUUUUAUCUAGCCACAUCUCUGAGGAACCAGGAGAGACAAGUGGAAGUUGAAGUCAUUGUCAAGUGAUUGAGACCUUUUACAAGAAAAUCUCAUUGAAUAAAAGUCAUUUUUAAAUUAAUGAUAUAACAAGACCAGUUAUUUAAGGUGACAGUGUACAGGAAACAUUAGAAUCGAACAAUGACUCAGCUAUAUAUUUAUAUCAGAUUAUUGGGAGCCUAUCUGUUCAUCAUUUCUCGUGUUCAAGGGCAGAAUCUAGACAGUAUGCUCCAUGGUACUGGGAUGAAAUCAGACUCCGAUCAGAAAAAGUCAGAAAAUGGAGUAACCUUAGCACCAGAGGAUACCUUGCCUUUUUUAAAGUGCUAUUGCUCAGGACACUGCCCGGAUGAUGCUAUUAAUAACACAUGCAUAACUAAUGGGCAUUGCUUUGCCAUCAUAGAAGAAGAUGACCAGGGAGAAACCACAUUAGCUUCAGGGUGUAUGAAAUAUGAAGGAUCAGAUUUUCAGUGUAAGGAUUCACCAAAAGCCCAGCUACGCCGGACAAUAGAAUGCUGUCGGACCAAUUUAUGUAACCAGUAUUUACAGCCUACACUGCCCCCUGUUGUUAUAGGUCCAUUUUUCGAUGGUAGCAUUCGAUGGCUGGUUGUGCUCAUUUCAAUGGCUAUCUGCAUAAUUGCUAUGAUCAUCUUCUCCAGCUGCUUUUGUUACAAACAUUAUUGUAAGAGCAUCUCAAGCAGAAGUCGUUAUAAUCGUGAUUUGGAGCAGGAUGAAGCGUUUAUUCCAGUUGGAGAAUCAUUAAAAGACCUUAUUGACCAGUCACAAAGUUCUGGUAGUGGAUCUGGACUACCUUUAUUGGUUCAGCGAACUAUUGCCAAACAGAUUCAGAUGGUUCGGCAAGUUGGUAAAGGCCGAUACGGAGAAGUGUGGAUGGGUAAAUGGCGUGGUGAAAAAGUAGCAGUCAAAGUGUUUUUUACCACUGAAGAAGCUAGCUGGUUUCGAGAAACAGAAAUCUAUCAAACUGUGCUAAUGCGCCAUGAAAAUAUACUUGGUUUUAUAGCAGCAGACAUUAAAGGUACAGGUUCCUGGACUCAGCUCUAUUUGAUUACUGACUACCAUGAAAAUGGAUCUCUCUAUGAUUUCCUGAAGUGUGCUACAUUAGACACCAGAGCUCUCCUCAAGUUGGCUUAUUCAGCUGCUUGUGGUCUGUGCCAUCUCCACACAGAAAUUUAUGGCACCCAAGGAAAGCCUGCAAUUGCUCACCGAGACCUAAAGAGCAAAAACAUUCUCAUCAAGAAAAAUGGAAGUUGUUGCAUUGCUGACUUGGGCCUUGCUGUUAAAUUCAACAGCGAUACAAAUGAAGUCGAUGUACCCUUGAAUACCAGGGUGGGUACCAAACGCUACAUGGCUCCAGAAGUGCUAGAUGAAAGCCUGAAUAAAAACCAUUUCCAGCCCUACAUAAUGGCGGACAUCUAUAGCUUUGGCCUAAUAAUUUGGGAAAUGGCUCGUCGUUGUAUCACAGGAGGGAUAGUAGAAGAAUACCAGUUGCCAUAUUACAACAUGGUACCCAGUGAUCCAUCAUAUGAAGACAUGCGUGAGGUUGUGUGUGUCAAACGUUUGCGGCCAAUUGUGUCUAAUCGAUGGAACAGUGAUGAAUGUCUACGAGCAGUUUUGAAGCUAAUGUCAGAGUGCUGGGCCCACAAUCCAGCUUCUAGACUUACAGCUCUGAGAAUCAAGAAGACACUUGCUAAGAUGGUUGAAUCCCAAGAUGUAAAGAUUUGACAGUUAAGCAAUCAUGAGAAGAAAUUCUAGACUGACAGAACUGUUUUCACCUAAGGAACGGGUGGAAUUAGAGUAGAAUAAGGAUGUUAACUUGGUUCUCAGACUCUUUCCUCACUACACCUUCACAGGCUGCUAAUAUUAAACCUUUCAGUACUCCGUAGAAUAUAAGCUGGGAACUUCUGAACACUUAAUUCUUCAUAUAUGGACAGCUUUAUUUUAAAUGUGGUUUUUGAUGCCUUUUUUUUUUUAUUGGGUUUUUAUGAACUGCAUCAAGACUUCAAUCCUAAUUAAUAAGUCUCCAGUCAAACUCUGGGUACUGAAUUACCUGUUCAUAAAAUGGUGCUUUCUGUGAAAGCCUUAAGAAGAUAAAUGAAUUCAGCAGAGAUGGAGAAAUAUACAUUUGCCUUCUACCUGAAAAAUUUAAUCUAUUUGUAUUCUACCUUUGUAAACAGCCUAUGGGUUAUGAUUUGUUUGGGAUACUGCUUAGUUUAUGAUAGUUUGUCAUGCUUUGAUAAUGGUGUGUGUACACACACAUGCACACCAGGAUUUCUCUGUUGCUAUUUGAAUUAGAAGAAAAUAAUUUAUGAAUGCACAGGAACAUAUUAGUGGUAGUUGAUUUUGUGCUUUAAAAAUGCAUGAUCUGACCAAGAUUUGCCAAUCACAUAAAAGCCAUUUACCUUGCAGGUGAGCUAGCUUCUCCACCAACUUUAUUUUUAACAUAAAAGUUGAUAAAAGGCCAAAAGAAGUUGAAAGUGCCCGUAAAUUUGAACUGUUUUUCUCUUAUCACCAUCUUUUUUUGUUUUUGGUAAUUAUUAUUUUUGUCCUAAAAAGCAUCCUAUCCAAAGUUGGAACUCCCAAUGCCAUGAACCUUGUAAAGAAAACACUUCUUAUUGAAGUGAAUUACUAAUUACUACAUUCGAUAGCAAUGUUAAGUGCCUAUAACCACAUUCUGUAUUCUUUAUUCUCAGUAACUUUUAAAAGGGAAGUUAUUUAUAUUUUGUGUGUAAUAUGCUUUAUUUGCAAAACACCUGCUCCUUUUACAAUCAUAUUUUAUAUAUGUACAUACAUUCAUACUGUAGAAACCAGCUCACAUGUACCUCACAUCCCAUCAUUAAGGGGAAAAAAAUAAAAGAUUAGAAGAAAAUAUUACAAAGUAGAACUACAUAUGAAUUUUCAGAACUAAUACAUUCAAAGUAGUGAAUCAAACCUAGGACUUUGUUAACUUCAGGCAUAGACUUUCAUUAAGAUACUAUCAUCUCAAUUUUCCUUUAUGAAAGAAUCCUCUAAAUAGAAGUUUCUAUUUCAGAGCUGAUAUAUGUUUAUCAGCAACUGUUUUAGACACUUAAAUCAUUUGAGGUUUUUGAUUUUAUGAUUUCUGUUCCAUAACUUGGGAGGACAAUGAAGGGUCAGGCACAAAAGUUAAGUAUCUAGUCAGUACUUACUGUCUAUACCAUAUAGCUGUUAUUCAAGAAAAUGCUACAUAUUUUAUGAAUGCCUUGUUAUCCCAAGGAAUAAUUUUAAUUUACUUAAACUUUUUAUACUUCUGUAAUGCCUUUUAAAUAUUAAUAUCUUAUUCUGAACAAACUACUCAUGGGUGCAUAAAGUGAGACAGUGUUCUUUGAAUAUAACAUAAAUGUGAUUUUUCACAACAUGGUCAAAAUACUUUAAAGGGAAGGAAUCAGAGCAUGUAUUCAUUCAUUACCAAAAUUUAACUAGCACUUAAGGCUGAAACUUGUAUAUCUGUCUGUACAUCAAACUUCACACAUUUGAAACUUGCUUUAACAAUUUUGGCUAAGUUUAAUAAUUUUCACCUAACAACUCAAGUUAGAAAUGUUCAUCAAGGUAAGUAAAUUGACAUUUGAUAGUACCCAAUAACUUGCUUUUUCUAAAUGUUUUCCCCAUGUCUAUACUGAAAUUUAUAGAUAUUUUUAUCUAAAUUGCCAUGUGAUUUAAGAACACUUAUGAGUUCAAAUCUCUUUAGUCUAAGAUUAACCUUGAUUUAUUUUUUAUUUGAUAAACUACAAAUCUUGAAAAUCACUUGUUAUGUUAAUAAUAAAAUAUGUAAGGAAAGGCAAGCUCUAGUCUUAGAAAUGUUAAAAUAGUAUGUGGAAGCAAAACAUUGCAAAUAGUAUAUAAGUACAAGACAACUGUAAUGAUUCUUUUAAAUUAAAUUGAUCCGUUAAACAUGAUAUCAAGAAUUAAUGUUAGAGACUUGUUCAGUAAAAAUAUUUUCUAGUAUAACCUGUUUUUAAAAAGCAAACGAUGCUUUUUAAGAUUUCAAAAUAUUUGAAAUCUUAAAGUCUAAAAAAAGUUGCAUGAUAUUUAUUUUCUUCCUCCAUCUUACUCUUAAAUUUCUGAGUUCACUCAAUAAGUGAAAUAUUUAAAGAGGAAGAGGAAGGAAGUAUUACAUAGUACUAUAGUUAAUAGUCAUAAAACCCUAAAAGCCAUUAUUUGGUAUCACAAUUUAGCAUUUUAAAAAAUGUAUGGCUUCUGUCUGUCAUUCCUUUAAAUAAUUAAAACAUAAAAUCAAAAAACUCAGAGCUACCUGGAUAUAACAAAAGUUAACCCUCAAAGAGAAUUUUUCUUAUGAAUUCUUUUUAUACUAGUAAAUAUCUCUAGAAUUAAAGGCACAUUAGAAUUGGCUUCAAUGUAUUCUGAGCUUUCCUUGUGCCUUUUUAUUGAACAAGUUUCCAAAGCAUAAAAUUUGAAUCUUAUUUCUCUGGAAAUAUUUUCACAAAAGCUAUUCCAAUCAAUAUAUCAUGUUGCCUUUUCAAUGUCUAGAAGUAUUUCUAAACUUAGAAAGUGACCUAUAGUUUUUGAAAAUCGUUUUUCUACAAUGUGCCAGAUUUAUUAUUUAUUCACUCAGAAAUAUAGUGCCUUUCUCCCCCAGAUUUUUUGUUUCUGUUUAAAACAAAAAUACAAUACAGUUUUAAAGAAUCAUGAAUCUCUAAGUUAGCCCAAAGUCACAUUUGAUAUUGAUGAAUAAUUUAUUCCAGAGAAGAUUUUAUGAAUUAAAUCACUUAUAUUUCUUUUCGUACAUGUUGUUUUGAAAUGUUUCUAAAUAUCUAAAAUAAUUUCAACAACAGAAAUACUGAUUUUUAAAAGGAUUAUCGCACCUCUUGUACCAUUCAAAAGUAUGGUAAUGUUAUUUGCUUAGGUCAGAUGUUAAAAUAGCAGUGUAGCAGUUCUUGCCUCCGUACUGUUAUGAGUGUCACAGUGAAAAUUGCAGACAGCUGACAUAUUCAUAAAAACCAAAAUAAAUCUAGAGCAGCAUCAAAUGGAGCCACAUGUAAUGAUCAUCCCACAAGGAAAGUAUGUGAAUACUGCUUUUGAAAAGGAUUAAAUAUAUUGUAAUUUUAGCUUGUGCUUUGUACUAUGCUUUCAGUGGAAUUAUUUAAGCUCUUCUAAUGACUGUUGUCCUUGCCCAUUUAAAAACUAAAAUAUAGUAUAUAUUGUAUAAAAUGAAAAUAUCAUUAUAGCUUAAUUAGAGAAGUUGUACAGAGACCUUGAAAGAAGGGUUAAAAAAACAAGCAGUUUCAUUAUGCAGUUGUAAAACACCAAAAAUACAGAUUCAUCUUUGGUAUGUAACACACUAAAUGUAUUUUAUACAGCAUCUAGCUUAAAAGGUGCCUUAUUAAGUUUACCAUUAACUGCUUUGUUCUAUGUAUAAAUUACGUCUAAUGUAUCAUUUUUAAGUAAAUAACCUUAUUUUAGUAUA
Molecule: messenger RNA, 5716 nt
Organism: Pteropus alecto (black flying fox)
Lineage: Eukaryota; Metazoa; Chordata; Mammalia; Chiroptera; Pteropodidae
Gene: BMPR1A
Product: bone morphogenetic protein receptor type 1A
Exons: 13
Coding region: 400-1998 (532 amino acids)
Biological process (GO): protein phosphorylation; dorsal/ventral pattern formation; BMP signaling pathway
Cellular component (GO): plasma membrane; signaling receptor complex
Molecular function (GO): transforming growth factor beta receptor activity, type I; SMAD binding; ATP binding
Source: RefSeq, a predicted model, not a curated record